AUGUUCCAUGCUCGAGGCAUGCUAUUUGUGGGCGCAUCUGAGCCAACUAGCUACGUGUUACCGCUAGUUCCCCAUGUCACCACCUCAGACUUGCCAGGACAGAAGACGUACACGCAAGAAAAAGCCAUACUCGAUUGGGAAGGCCUUGAAGAGAAAGCAGAAGCGCAGCUGGAGCCACGCCUGAAGCACGUGCGAGGGCGUCCAAGUGUAGCCAAGUAUAUAAAUGACAUCAUCGCAGAAGCCACCAAGCGUAUCGCUAAAAGGCUGCACUACUGCCGCCGCCCAUCAUUCCAGGAUUAUCAAGUCACUCACUCCGACGAGGUUCCGCAGCGUACGCGAACGCCUCGCCUGAACUGGCGAUCCAAUGGAUUUCACACGAGGUGCGUGGCUGCUGGAUUCGCUCACGAAAUCGGGUUCGCGUACGUUAGUACUACCACUCGCGAAGAUCAAAGUGUGGCCAAAAUUUUGGCCGGAUACCGAGACCCGCAUCUGCCAUGUAGUACCCCAACCAUUUUGACCCUGCCGGAAAACGUGUGCGGCUUCCCGGACGUGUCCCUGAACGUUGACAGCAACGUAUUGGAUGCAGCGCUCGCGUCGCUGUUGAUCCACCUUGAAGACGUGGCUGCAGUCAUCACGAAGGAGCAGGCAGCGACGGGUUACACAUCCCACUACUUGUACCGCUUGCUGGAAGCAUUUGACACUACAAAUGCUGCGCUGGGAUACGGGUUGUCUCUGGAAACGUGUUUUGGAUGGCUUCGCACCUCGUGGGAAACAGAGAACUUCGCUCAGCGGUGGAGACACGACCGUUCUUGCUGCCGCUGUAACGCAGCUGUUGUCCUCGGUGUCAACAAUGCAGCGGGCGCUGCGGAAGCUCGUCAAGAUUCAAGAACCGUCAUCGUCGGCUUCUCCAGGCAAUACCUCCUUUGGAACACAGCAACACAAAAGAAGCAGCAGUUCGUCCGUGCCGAUCUAAAAGCGUGCAUCAACAUCAUGAUCAUUGUGGCCGGGCGAGACGUGGACGUACCGGCAGCCCCUUUAGAUCCGGACGGCGUCGCAAAUCAGCUGUGGAAGCAAGAACUGUGGACGCUCUCCGCGGACUUGGACACGAAGACGAACGCGGCACUAUGCAAGCUUGACGACAAAGGUAACUCGAAGACACCAGGUUCUCUCCGAAACCGUUGGAGAAAGCAGCGUACUGACCACCGAGGCGUUUAUGAUGCGCUGUGUUCAGCCUUCAUUACACGCAAAGCAGGUGGAGUCGUAGUCGAUUGCUGCACGCCAGACAGUCACCAAUGGAAGCAGAAAGACUUGGAGUCGUAG
This is a messenger RNA of Phytophthora nicotianae INRA-310, 1320 nucleotides long. RefSeq lists its product as hypothetical. The coding region runs from base 1 to 1320 and encodes 439 amino acids. The record is from RefSeq and is a predicted model, not a curated record. Lineage: Eukaryota; Oomycota; Peronosporomycetes; Peronosporales; Peronosporaceae. The transcript is spliced from 2 exons.